AUGAAGGCGUGGUUUGAGAUUAUCACGACCCCGACGGCCGAUACCCCCGGCACGGUCGUCGGCCUACACUUUCCCGACAAGCGUUACCUGUUCGGUCAACUUGCAGAGGGAACACAGCGCGCGUGUACGGAGAGAUCUCAUAAGCUUGCUUCCAUUGGCCAUAUGUUCGUGACGGGUCGGACAGAAUGGGCUAAUACCGGAGGCAUGAUUGGUGUCAUCUUGACCCAGGCGGAUGCGCUGAAAUCUUCAAAUGAUGCCAUGGAGGAAGAGAAUAGGAAAAAGGCAGAUCGCAAGGCUACAGGCAUGCAGGCCAAGAACAAGAACAAGCCGUCCUCUGGCGCGGAAGAUAUGAGGAAAGUCAACGUGACUGUCCACGGAGCUACGAAUCUAAUGCACACCAUGGCGACGGCUCGGCGCUUUGUUUUCCGCACGGGCAUGCCGAUCUACAUGAAGGAGUAUGACUCGGCGAGCAUCGCAAAGCAGAUUGCUUUCGACAAGGAGGAUCCAUUCGAGACGCCUACCUUCGUUGAUACGAACAUCAAAGUUUGGGCACUGCCUCUCAAGCCUCAGCCGAACGAUGCUUCGAGUCUGACGCGUUCACAAAGCCCGCGGAAGCGAAGCCUGGAUGAGUUCCAGGAGACUGAUCAGGCAGAGUUUGAUCAGAAGGCUCACAACCAGAUGCUGAGACAGUCCAUUGUCUCGGACAUGUUCGAUUCGGACUGGAAGAUAGAUGCGCUUAUUGAGACCCCCUUGGCGGAGGUGAAACUGCCUGCGGCUCUCUUCAUACGCAAUGCGGAGACCAAGGACAUCGAGCCCUACAAGGGCCCCGUCCCCGGUGACGAUAAGCCUUUGCCUGACAUCAAGGUACUUGUUCGGAAGCCUUGGCCCGGUGCCACGGUGACUUCUCUACCACCUACCUCUCCUUCGAAGGAGGCUGUCUCUUACAUCAUUCGGAGUCACGAUAUCAGAGGAAAGUUUGAACCCGCCAAGGCCAAGGCUCUUGGUAUCCCUGAAGGACCGGACUUCGCUCGAUUGACGAGGGGAGAGACCAUCCAGACGCCAGAUGGCAAAACGGUGACCCCUGACAUGGUUCUGGGCGCGCUCCGACGUGGUAAAGGUCUUGCCGUCAUUGACCUGCCAUCACCGGAGUAUGUCGAGGAUCUGGUCAAUCGGCCCGAGUGGAAUUCCCCUUCUGUGAUGACCGAGCUCAAAGUAAUCAUCUGGAUCCUGGGACCGGGUGUGGGCGAGCAUCCCAAGCUUCGAGAGUUCGUUGCACGCAUGCCUCAUGUCAAGCAUACCGUGUCUAGUGUGGAUUAUUGCCCCAACUACCUGUCAUUCAACAGUGCUGCUGGGGCUGCUAUUCGACUUGCUCGUCUGAGAGGCGGGAAUUACCCGAUUCCGGUUCAUGACAAUGUGGCUGUACCGCAGGCUCAAAGUAAUUCCCGUAUCUCGCUGGAGGACUCACCAUUCGAGCCUCUUAAGCCUGGACUUAUUAUCGAUAUGGAGCCGCAAUAUGGCUUCAACGAAACCGAGGUCGUGAAACCGUUGAAUACUGCCAAGACUGUCUUCCAAAUUCCACGCUCUGUGGAGACUCGAAUGGAGGUCAUUCGUACCCGUGUCCAAAAGCCAUCCUUCCAAAAGCAACUAGCUGAGAUGCGUAAGGACCUUCCUGGCGCCGAUGCGGAGAUUGUUGCUCUUGGUACGGGGUCGUCUUCCCCUUCCAAGUACCGCAACGUUUCUGCGACACUACUCCACGUGCCUGGAUAUGGUUAUUAUCUCUUGGACUGUGGUGAGAACACCCUUGGACAGAUCAAACGUGUUUUCGGUUAUGAGAAGGCUCGUGAGAUCUUGCAGAACCUGCGCAUGAUCUGGAUUAGCCACCUUCACGCCGACCACCAUCUCGGAACUGCGUCUGUGAUCAGGGCCUGGUAUCAGGAGAAUUACGGUACAGAGUCUAAGCCGAGCGAGCCGGAGAGUGAUCUUGCCAAGAUCCUCCAGGAGAAGCGCCUGGCUGUGGUUUCUGAUGAGAUGAUGAUUGCCUGGUUGGAAGAGUAUGCCGCGGUGGAGGACUUUGGGUUCGACAAGCUGAUUCCCCUUUGUGCGCACCCUGAUCCAGCAGGGUCUUCCAUCAUAACCAGAUUCAGCUACCGGCACACUCGCUGCGGCAACGGUCCCUAUGGAAUUCAACGGGGUGAAAGAACGAUACUCGACUUCAAGGAUGAGUCUUCGCCUCUCACACCACUCCUCAAGUCUGCCCUCGGCUUGGAUCACAUCCUCACUACUCGCGUGAAACACUGCAAGGGCGCCCUCGCCGUGUCCAUCGUCUUCCCCGAUGGCUUCAAGGUCUCUUACUCUGGCGACUGCCGACCUUCGGACAAGUUUGCCUCCAUUGGUCGCGACUCGACCGUGCUCAUUCACGAAGCCACCUUCCAGAACGACAUGGUCGGCUCGGCUCUUGCGAAGCGUCACUCCACCGCGGCCGAAGCCCUCGAAGUCGGCCGCCGCAUGGGUGCCCGCUCGAUCUUCCUUACCCAUUUCAGUCAACGGUAUCAGAAGAUCGCGACUGUCGACCAAAAUGCAGGCACCAGCAGGGAUGGCGAACUGACGUCUUCUAGUACUUCCGAGAAGAUAGCCGGCGCCGCGGACAAGGAGCCUGUCGACCCUGAUAUUCCCCUUGACGAGCCUGAGGAGCAGCCAGCUAGCUUCCAGUCUGCCGCAAACCUCCUCGAUGACAUUUACUUCCCGUUACCUGAUCGCCCCGCUUUGCCGCGCAGCGAUCUCAUCCCAGGUGUGAACGUACCCGUCGCCGCGGCGAUGGACUACAUGCGCGUGAAGGUUGGCGACCUCGCUCUGGCUCAAGCGUAUGCCCCUGCCGUUGAGAGACUCGUUGAACUUUUGGAGAGAGAUACCAACCGGCAAGCGGAGAUCGCUAAGCAAGCCAUCCGCGAGGCGGACGAAACUCGCAAGGCGAAGAAGAAUAGAAAGUUCGCGAGUAAGAAGGGUGUCGCCGUGGCUGCGGCUGUGGCUGUGGUUGCUACGGGGGCCGAUGAGGAGAAGAAUGGUGCUGAGGCCAAACCUGAGCCUGAAAUACCAGCACACUCCGUGUGGAGUGCCAGUGAGAGUGAGGCUGGGUGGGAGACGAGUGACUACGAGGAGUGA
Penicillium daleae is the source of this 3159-nucleotide messenger RNA. Its product is annotated as ribonuclease Z. Gene Ontology annotation, molecular function: 3'-tRNA processing endoribonuclease activity. Lineage: Eukaryota; Fungi; Ascomycota; Eurotiomycetes; Eurotiales; Aspergillaceae. Bases 1 to 3159 code for a protein of 1052 amino acids. The transcript has a single exon. The record is from RefSeq and is a predicted model, not a curated record. Gene Ontology annotation, biological process: mitochondrial tRNA 3'-end processing. Gene Ontology annotation, cellular component: mitochondrion.